CAUUUUCCAUCAAUCUUGAGCUCUUCUUCCUCGGCCAAAAACAGAGACAGUUCCGAGAGAGGGGGCGACCUGAGAUUUCAGAGAACACAAGGCAACAAUGGCGAGAAGAUUCAGUACUGUUGUUUUUGCAGUGAUGGUGGUGGCAGCUCUGGUACAGAGCUCGAAGGCCGAGACACACGAGGUGGGUGAUGACCUGAAGUGGACAGUCCCUUCAAACGGUUCUGUCGCUUACCAGAACUGGGCCGCCGGCGAGACAUUCCUUCUCGGAGACGUUCUCGAAUUUGAAUUUACUACUGGGGCACAUGAUGUGGCGAAGGUUACCAAGGCUGCCUUCGAUGCCUGCAAUUCCACGAAUCCCAUCUCCCAUAAAACCACAGGUCCUGCAAACUUCACUCUUGAUACUUCCGGUGAGCAUUAUUUCAUCUGCACCGUGGGCACCCACUGUAGCUUGGGUCAGAAGCUGGCCGUCAACGUCUCUGCUGCCAGAGCUGAGACUGAGUUCACCGUCGGAGACUCUUUGGGUUGGACUGUUCCUUCGGGCGGUGCCGUUACUUACCAGAACUGGGCUGCGAACAAGACCUUCGUGGUGGGAGACAGUCUGAAAUUCAAUUUCACAACCGGAGCACAUGAUGUUGCCAAAGUUACAAAGGCGGCGUUCACUGCCUGCAAUGGCACAAACCCCAUCUCCCAUGAAACCGAAGGCCCUGCAGAUAUCGAUCUUGACACCGCGGGUGAACACUAUUUCAUCUGCACCGUCGGUAGCCACUGCUCCCUCGGCCAGAAGUUGGCCAUUAACGUCACUACCAACUCUUCCACAAGUCCAGGCACCCCUCCCUCCAGCUCCACCACUCCCACAUCACCGUCCCCCUCAGGUGGUCCAUCACAAUCCCCUUCAGGUUCUACCACCCCUCCUUCACCAGGCUCUGCUCCCUCUUUCGCCGUCGCCGGAUUAUCUGCUACCCUCUUGUCCGUUGCAGCUGCAUUGUUGUAUUAGAUGAUUCUACCAUAAAAGAAAAACAGGGCUUGCUAGCUAGCGUGAUUCAUUUUGAUGUGAUUUUUCAAAGAGAAUAAGACUGUUUUUUUUCCAUGUUUCAGCUACUGUUUGUGAUUCAUGUAUCAUUAUCUUCAAUAUAAAAUAUUAAAUUCAUACUCCAUA
Molecule: messenger RNA, 1156 nt
Organism: Vitis riparia (riverbank grape)
Lineage: Eukaryota; Viridiplantae; Streptophyta; Magnoliopsida; Vitales; Vitaceae
Product: blue copper protein-like
Exons: 3
Coding region: 98-994 (298 amino acids)
Cellular component (GO): plasma membrane
Molecular function (GO): electron transfer activity
Source: RefSeq, a predicted model, not a curated record